AUGGCAGACCAGAAUCAUCCCAUAUAUCCUGACCUUCGCGGCAAAAUCGCCCUGGUCACAGGCAUCGGCCAAGAUGGCCCACCCAGCGAGACCACAAAUUGGGGCAACGGUGCUGCCAUUUCGCUUGCACUCGCUCGCAAUGGCGUCAAGGUCUUUGGCUGCGACAUUAAUCUCGAUGCCGCCAAACUCACCAAAUCCCGCAUUGAAGCAGUCGUCCCUGACGCCGUCGUUGACGUGGUCGUUGCCGACGUGACAAAAUCCUCCGACGUGGACAGGUUCGUCCAAGAUUGCAUCAAGAAAUACGGCCGCAUUGAUAUCCUAGUGAACAAUGUUGGCCGCAGUGAGAAGGGCGAACCUGCCGAUAUGAGCGAGGAAGUCUGGGACUCGCAGGUCGAUAUUAACUUGAAGUCCGUGUACCUGACAUGCCACGCGGUGCUUCCAAUUAUGGAGGCACAAGGCUCUGGGGCGGUCAUCAAUAUCAGCAGUGUCGCCAGCAUUCGCUAUGUGGGGAAACCCCAGGUCGCAUAUUCGGCAACAAAGGCCGCCGUCACGCAAUUUACCAAACACACUGCAGUGGUAUACGCGAAGAAGGGGGUUCGACUCAACACGGUCCUUCCGGGACUUAUGUUCACUCCGCUCGUGCAGUCGCUGGCCAACAAGUAUGCCGAUGGUGAUUACGAGGGUUUCGUGCAGACGAGACACAACCAGGUACCGACCGGGAAGAUGGGCGCUUCCUCUGACGUUGCCAACGCGGUGGUCUUCCUGUCGAGCAAUGUUGCAGCCGGAUACAUCACGGGACAGAAACUCGUGGUCGACGGCGGUAUCGUUUCGAGUACGGGGAGGACGUAG
Messenger RNA from Cladophialophora psammophila CBS 110553, 849 nucleotides. RefSeq lists its product as uncharacterized. The record is from RefSeq and is a predicted model, not a curated record. The transcript has a single exon. Lineage: Eukaryota; Fungi; Ascomycota; Eurotiomycetes; Chaetothyriales; Herpotrichiellaceae. Gene Ontology annotation, molecular function: oxidoreductase activity, acting on the CH-OH group of donors, NAD or NADP as acceptor. The coding region runs from base 1 to 849 and encodes 282 amino acids.